UUGCUUAUUCAGGUAUUCUGGUAUUUUUACCCCAGAGCAUGGGUUCAGUGCCUCUAAAACCCAUCUAGAAAUGAAGAACCUGGACAAAUUCUUUACAGUAUUAAAUUACCUUGGCAGAGGUGGAGUUUUGUUGGAAGCUAUUACGAAGAAUGGAAGUACUGCUGGGGGAGGCGCUUACUGCCAAAAACCAGCCAGUAGCAAUGAUCAAAGUAAGCCCAAUAGCACGAAGGAGAGCAAUGCAUCUGCUGCGGGUGAAAGUGGAAAAAGCUACACCACAGACCAAAUGGAAGGAGUAUUCAGUAUAAAGAAAUGUAAAAACUAUUAUGAAGUCCUUGGGGUGUCAAAGGAUGCGGGUGAAGAAGACCUAAAGAAGGCUUACAGGAAACUUGCUUUGAAAUUCCACCCAGACAAAAAUGAUGCACCUGGAGCAACAGAGGCUUUUAAAAAAAUUGGAAAUGCGUAUGCUGUGCUGAGUAAUCCAGAAAAGCGAAAGCAGUAUGACCUUACAGGCAGCGAAGAGCAAACAUGCAAUCACCCUAGCAACGGUAGAUUCAACUUCCAUAGAGGUUGUGAGGCAGAUAUUACCCCAGAGGAUCUAUUCAACAUGUUUUUUGGAGGGGCCUUUCCAACAGGUAGUGUACAUUCAUUUUCUAAUGGUCGUGCUGGCUACAGUCAUCCUAAUCAGCACCGUCAGAGUGGACAUGAGAGGGAGGAAGAGAGGGGUGAUGGAGGUUUCUCUAUGUUCAUUCAGCUGAUGCCUAUUAUUGUGUUGAUCCUUGUCUCCUUGUUGAGCCAGUUGAUGGUAUCUAACCCUCCUUACGCCUUAUAUCCAAGAUCAAGUACAGGACAGACCAUAAAAAUGCAGACAGAAAACUUGCGUGUCGUUUAUUAUGUCAACAAGGACUUUAAAAAUGAAUACAAAGGACUGUCACUAGAGAAAGUGGAAAAGAGUGUGGAAGAGGAUUAUGUGUCCAACAUUCGUAAUAACUGUUGGAAGGAGAGGCAACAAAAAACAGACUUACUUUAUGCAGCAAAAGUUUAUCGAGAUGACCGUCUCCGAAGGAAAGCAGACUCCAUGUCCAUGGACAACUGCAAAGAACUGGAACGGCUGACCAGCCUCUAUCGAGGAGGAUGAACUACGGUUACACACGUCCAUCUUUACGUAUGCCGUUCUCUCUCUUGUAAAUUAAGAAGAGAUUAGUUUCACCAUGAAUGCUGGAAAAGAGGGGUGGAUGUAAAACUCUACUGUGUAGCUGUUUCCAGAAACCUUAUGCUGAAAUAUCAUUUAAUGGCUUCUUUACCUACUGUGAAAUACAGGUAACUUUAAUUGUCUAGAUUUUCCUUCCAAGCUUCUGUGAAUUCUUUCAGCAGAGAGAAUAGCUCAGAAAGGAUGCUAUACUUGUAGAGACUUAGUCAUAGUGGUUCUCCUCUAACAUAUUUGCCAUGUAAAUAUCUGUGGAAAGAACACUUUGUGUAUAUACGAGUUAAAUGACUUUCUAUUUAAAAACCUCAGAAAUUUAGUUCCAUACAACAUUUUGUCUCACUGAUGGAAUAAAUAGUAUGAUUACAUUACUCCUAUUCAGAUGUCAAGUGUGUGGAGUUGAAACAAGAAUUUUUAAUAUUUUAUCUCUAACUCUAUGUAAAAUCUUCUAGGUUUACCAGCUUAGAGGAACUUGGUAUUUUUAAAUAUAAUGGCAUAUAUUCCUAAAUAUCUGUUGGGGUACAUUGAUCUGGUGUAGAGUAGCACUUAGCUGGUGUAGUUUUUUAGCAUUUCUAAGCAAUGCUGAGAAAACUAAGAACUACACUAAUCUCUUUUCCAAGUAAAUAUUUGCAAAUGCUGUACAGACCAUUAUAAGCAUUGCUUUUAGUACUUGCAGCAGUUUACAGCAGCUCUACCAUUUGGUAUUCCAGUAGUAGUAAGUCCAUGCGUAUGGUUAAUAUGCAUCCAUAGCUUCCUGAAUUUUCACUGGAAAGGUAGAGGAAAACAUGCAAUAGUAAAAUCUUAA
Molecule: messenger RNA, 2006 nt
Organism: Nestor notabilis (Kea)
Lineage: Eukaryota; Metazoa; Chordata; Aves; Psittaciformes; Psittacidae
Product: dnaJ homolog subfamily B member 14-like
Exons: 8
Biological process (GO): cellular response to misfolded protein
Cellular component (GO): endoplasmic reticulum membrane
Molecular function (GO): Hsp70 protein binding
Source: RefSeq, a predicted model, not a curated record